AUGAUUAUAUCAAAAAAGGUUGUAUCAUCAUCAAACUUGUUAAAGAGAUUUAUUGUUAGUAGUACAAAUAACUAUGGCACCAAUAAUAAUCAAAUAUAUACAACCAACAACAACAGAAAUAUAAUUUGCAAAUACAAUAGUAAUAUCCAUUCGGUAUCAUCAAGAUAUUACUCAACCAACAACAACAAAAAAGAAGAACAAGAAGAAGAAGAAGAAGAUGGAGUCGAUGAUGACGGUAUCGAUGUAAAACAAAGAGAAAGAAUUAGAAGAGCAAUGUUGGAAAAGGUAGCUGCCUCUCAUAAAAAGUCAACUGAAACCUUACAAGCACACAACCUAAACAACAACGACAAAACUAAUACUACUACUACUACUGCCAAAGGUAACACCACUACCACCAAACAAGAUGAAAUAGACCAAGACGAAAACAACACUGACCAAAAGGACAAGGAACAAGGACAAGCCGAAGGAGAAAAGAAAGAGGAAAAAGUGUACGACAGAGACAACUUUGCUCAUUUCUCUCAAACGAAAUUCAUUUAUACUAUAUUUGGUGCUAGUUUGCUUACGAUGAUUGGUUUUGCCAUUCGUGGAGCUUUAUCUGAUGGAAGUUCAUUCCAAAUGCCAUACGACAAUAAUCUCAUUCUUCGUGACAUCUUUGAUGAUUAUCAUAAUCUCUAUGAAGAUUGUGAAGAGUUUAAAAAGAUCAUUCCACCACAAUCAACUGCUAUCGUUGAUAAAUUUAUUCAAGUUGAAGUACAAAAAGAUACAUUAUCAUUUACUAUUCCAAUUCUUCAAAAAGCUACAAUGUCACUUGUUGCUACCUACAAUAUCGAUUUCUACAAGGAGGGAGAUGUCUUUAAGUGUUCCAAUCUCUACCUUGAUGUAGUCAAUGGUAAACACUUUGUCAUCGAUCAUCCAAAUCAUGAAUACAACACAACAUCACCUAAAUAUACAUUAUCGAUGCUCAUGAACCAACAUGAGAACCUAGAAAGACAAAAGAAAUUAAUGGAAGAAAAAGAAGCUGCUCAUUAA
This is a messenger RNA of Cavenderia fasciculata, 1029 nucleotides long. RefSeq lists its product as uncharacterized. The record is from RefSeq and is a predicted model, not a curated record. Bases 1 to 1029 code for a protein of 342 amino acids. NCBI's taxonomy places the organism in Eukaryota, Evosea, Eumycetozoa, Acytosteliales, Cavenderiaceae. The transcript has 2 exons.